AUGCUUAGCUUGCUUCCAUUAUCAGCGAACAAUGGGUUGAACGGCCCUUUGCCCACAGAACUUACAAGUCUUCCAGCACUGGAAGAAAUAGACUUUAUGGGGAAUCAACUGACAGGAACGGUUCCGAGCAUAUAUGGUAGCUUCCCUUCUCUUGCUGUACUGCGACUAGGCAGCAAUCAUCUCCCUGGAACUAUUCCAUUGGACUUGUUUGUUGGAAACCUCUCCUACUUGUCUCUUUCAAAUAAUUCACUAACAGGGACCGUCCCCACAGAAGUUGGACUCUUUAAUGGGACGUGGCUUGGAUUUGGUUCAAACAGCUUGUCUGGUUCCAUUCCUACAGCUCUCUUUCAGGCUGGCAAAGGAAUCCAAUUUUUGUUUUUUAAUGACAAUAAGCUUACAGGAACUCUACCCACUGAAAUUGGAGCAUUGAACCAACAAAAUCUACUCCGCAUCUUUCUGAAUGGGAACCCUUUACACGGAACGAUUCCAUCUGAAAUAGGACUUCUGAAAGACGCUCUCAGAGAACUUGAUAUCAGUUGGACCAAUAUGGAUGGCUCCCUACCAGAGGAACUCUUUACGAAAUGUACCAACUCAGUUUUUCUUGGGUUCUCCAACUGUGACUUGACUGGCACCAUAAGCAGUGGACUGCAGCUUUUGACACGCCUAGAAACCUUUGACAUUUCCAACAGCAAGUUUCAUGGCACCAUCCCAACAGAGCUUUCCUCUCUGACAGAAUUACGCCAGUUCAUUGUGAAUGGGAACGACCUUUCUGGUUCCAUUCCAUUGUCUGUCUGCACUCUGGCAGACCCUAUCAAGGGCACAUUUGAAGUGGCAGCUGACUGUUUGCCAAGGGAUGGCCCAGGUGAACCCAUGAAGCGGAUUGGUUGGCAGCAUCGUCAAUGGAAACGCCGAGAUUGGAGAUUGCUACCAUACCGAGUGGAACGAUCACUUUCCGCCGACGACACCUCAGGACGAGGCGGCUGUGCCGUUGACGACCACGUUUUUCGCUGCUACAACGGAGGCCUCGAUGAAAAGUACAAAGACACAGGUUAUCCCAUAGAACUGCUUUUCACCGUCAAGGCUAGAGUCGUUCGCCAUUGUGCGGAUCUGACGGAACGUUCUGAUUCCUGCACCAUCACUGUCGAAGGGGGGUCUUUCCACCCGGCCCUCAAACCUACAGCUACAAUGUACAUCCCGGGUAUGUUUGAGGAGAACAAGAACAAUCCUAACCAAUCAUUUCUUCGCCUUGCCUACGACGAAUCCCGAUGUGAGCAUCAUCCCAGCUUGGCAAACUCCGAGAGUAGAAGGUUGAGCGACUACCACACUGCUGAAACUUUGGCUCCAGACGACGGAAAUAAUGACGAACCCGUCGAAGCCACCAUCGGCCCCAUUCAUCAAACGUUUCGAUUCUCCUGGUUCCAGGGACGCGGUCGCCAACCCAUGGACGACGAGAUUGGUCUGCUACUUCAAAAGACAAGGCUCUUUUUAGAGAGCCAGUGGCGAGCAGAUACCAUCUUUGGGGACAAACUGGUUCGUUCGUAUGGCACCGAUGUUACCGACUCCUACUCGAGCGACACACCCGAUUUGUUUGUCCUUUCUCUCACCUCUGAGCUUGUAGUGUAUGAGCCUGUGGCACGUUACAUGGCAUCCCGGGCAGCGAGUGCGAUUUCGAACAAGGUUCUCAAUGAAUUCAUUAGCGAAUACACUGUAUGUGAGGACGGCAGGAGGCGUUUGGGUCAUCGAGAAAGUUCGAUGCUUUGCUUGCCUUGA
Seminavis robusta is the source of this 1770-nucleotide messenger RNA. NCBI's taxonomy places the organism in Eukaryota, Bacillariophyta, Bacillariophyceae, Naviculales, Naviculaceae. The record is from the annotation of a GenBank genome assembly.